UUUUACGGCAGCCAACUGUUAGCUCUCCGGAACGAUGUCCAUCCGUUACUGGGGACUCAGCGGGCGUGCCACCGUUUGUUUUCCUUUUCUUGUCUUUUGUAUUGUGGCACAAUAGCUGAGGUGUUUUCCACCUCCAGCUAAUGUGUAAUGAUGAUGAUGGCUAGAUGCUGCUGCUGUCUGUCUGUUUUGAUCACCGCUGCUUUUGGAGCAUUCCUGUUGUACGAUGGCAACAUCACACUAGCAAUGCAGAUGUUCGACGGAGGAUUUUCGGACGAAUAAACUGCUGGCGGCUGAACGGUAUAAUUUCUCUGCGCAGACUUCAAUGGCUUGAGCAUGUUCGCAUGCCUGCUCAUCCUUUAGCUUGCCGUGCCCUUUUCGCGCUCACAGAAGUCGGCUGGAAGCGAAAGCAAGGUGGCCAACAUAUGACUUGGGCGAGGAGUAUGAAGGAGCUAACGUCAGUGUUAGGCGUAGUCUGGCGCUGUCGGCUCCGUCGCUGGGGUAUGAGGGAUCAGAAACACGCAUGGCUGGAAACACUUUCGGAUAUA
Dicrocoelium dendriticum is the source of this 545-nucleotide messenger RNA. NCBI's taxonomy places the organism in Eukaryota, Metazoa, Platyhelminthes, Trematoda, Plagiorchiida, Dicrocoeliidae. The record is from the annotation of a GenBank genome assembly.